This is a messenger RNA of Anthonomus grandis grandis, 480 nucleotides long. RefSeq names its product anaphase-promoting complex subunit CDC26-like. Lineage: Eukaryota; Metazoa; Arthropoda; Insecta; Coleoptera; Curculionidae. The record is from RefSeq and is a predicted model, not a curated record. The transcript has 2 exons. Gene Ontology annotation, biological process: anaphase-promoting complex-dependent catabolic process. The coding region runs from base 137 to 340 and encodes 67 amino acids. Gene Ontology annotation, cellular component: anaphase-promoting complex.
CGAAGAAGGAGAACGAAAAGGAACAUAACCUAUUUUUACAAAUUUAUUUAAAAAAACCAAACAAUCUUAUUAGGAGUUUUUAAAAUUGAAAUUUUCACUUUAAAAGGCGAAAUAAGUAUAAUUAAGAAAAUCCAGCAUGCUUCGCAGACCACUUACGGCGAUAGAACUAAAAAUUGAUGAUAUAUCAGAAUUUGAGCAUCACAGACGAAAGGCAAAACAGGACAAACUGCAAAAGAGCCUUUCAUCUGACUUCCCGGUUUUUGAAGCGGGUCCAAAAUCGAGGGCAGAAAUAUGCAGUAGGGUUGGGUACAAUCCAAACCAGACAAAUACCAACAAGUAGUUAAUUUAUUGAAUGAAAGUAAAAUUUUCCUUAUUAUUUUUAUUUAUUUACAAGUGUAAUUUAUGGAGAUAUAAAUCGAAUUAAUUGCAUGCUAGGAAGGUAUCUCUAGAUUAAAGAGCAUUAAAUGACUUACAAUAAAA